AUGGAGGAAGGUGGCAAUGGAGGCAUCCUGGAGUCCCAGGUGAGGGGUGGGAUGUUCCCAGGGGCAGGGUUGGACCUGAGACGGUCAGCCACCGGUCGGUCAAUUCACAGUUGCGCAUCUGCUGGUCGUCAAGCGCCGGUCGGUCCAACCGCCAGCCAGGGCAGUUCUUGGCCACACCAAUCCCCAGCCCACCGAACUGCGGUUAGGUUAGAAAGAAUCAGCAUGAUUCUUGUCACCCAAUUGUUUGGGUGCCCCAACAAUUGGGUGACCGGACCGCGGUUUGGUGGACUGGGGAUUGGCAAGGCCAAGAACUGCCCUGGCUGGCAGUUAGACUGA
Notodromas monacha is the source of this 336-nucleotide messenger RNA. The record is from the annotation of a GenBank genome assembly. Lineage: Eukaryota; Metazoa; Arthropoda; Ostracoda; Podocopida; Cyprididae.